Molecule: messenger RNA, 2670 nt
Organism: Topomyia yanbarensis
Lineage: Eukaryota; Metazoa; Arthropoda; Insecta; Diptera; Culicidae
Exons: 1
Coding region: 1-2670 (889 amino acids)
Biological process (GO): DNA integration
Molecular function (GO): nucleic acid binding
Source: RefSeq, a predicted model, not a curated record
AUGUCUCUAUAUCAGUUGACUGAAGAUGAAGGAAUGCAAUAUCCAUUGGCUGCAGGUGCGAUCAAGAAAUCCUUUUACAUGGAUGAUGCAUUGGUAGGGGCCAACACGUUGUUAGAAGCAAUUGAGUUGAAGAAUCAGAUUGUCAGUUUGUUGAAGAAGGGAUGUUUUAACGUACACAAAUUUGCAUCGAAUUCUCAAGAAUUGUUGGCAGACAUUCCAGAGGCACACCGAGAACGUGGCCUUGAAAUCGAGGAUUCUAGUACCACUGUCAUGAAAACACUAGGCGUAGCUUGGAUUCCUACGAAGGAUCAGUUCACGGUUGUAAUUCCAGUUCACCCGGUCGAUAAGAACGCUAUCCACACAAAGCGAACAAUCUUGAGCCAAAUUGCAAAAAUUUUCGACCCUUUGGGCUUUGUGGGUCCAGUGAUAACCACGGCUAAGUUGAUAAUGCGUGAACUGUGGGCACUAAACCUGGAGUGGGACCAACCGGUUCCAGAAGCUAUGGUGCAACUGUGGAUGAACUAUUACCAACAGUUGCAAAGCUUGAAUAAUAUAAAUAUACAACGAUGGAUCAUGAUCGAACAUGCUUGUGGUAUCGAGCUUCAUGGGUUUGCAGAUGCAUCGGAUCUCGCAUAUGGCGCCUGCAUGUACACCCGUCUCAAACGAAACGACGCCACAUCGGAAAUGAAACUAGUAUUCAGUAAGUCAAGAAUAUUGCCACGGAAAACGAAAAAACAAAAGCUAAUCACCACACCGCGAUCGGAGUUAUUGGCGGCAGUACUAUUGUCACGAUUGACGUUAAAGAUAUUAGCAGCGGUCGAGAUUAAAUUUGUCAGUGUUACUUUGUGGAGUGACUCGCAAAUUGUCCUGUGCUGGAUUCGAAAGUCGCCUGACGAGUUGGAGACAUAUGUCGGCAAACGAAUUCGGGAAAUACAGAACAUAACUGGAGAAUUCAAGUGGAAUUACAUUCCGUCGGCGGAGAACCCCGCUGAUUGCCUAUCCCGUGGAAUCACACCGAAGAAUAUUAAAUCCCACCCGUUGUGGUGGACUGGCCCACCAAGGUUCCAGACAGAAGACCCGCAAAUUGUUGAGUUAACUCCUAUGGCGGAUGCAGAAUUACCUGAAAUAAGAAAGACAAUGUUAGUAGCAGCUGUGAAAGUAGAACGUUUACUGCUAUUCGACAGAAUCAGUCAGUUUUCAAUCAUCCAGCGAGCUAUGGCUUAUGUUGUGCGGUUUUGUGACUACAUACGAAGUGGUAGAAAGAAGCUCACAAGGGGUUCGCUAACGACGGAUGAGAUAUCGCGGUCAUUUAUUGUGAUAGUACGACUAGUGCAAGCUGAAGCGUUUGCAGCGGAACUCAAGGUGUUACGAAUUCAGAAGGCGGAGUCCAAGGUGCCGUUUUGCUCUUUACGUCCUUUCAUUGAUCCGCAUGAUGGCGUACUCAGGGUCGGAGGCCGUUUGAGACAUGCCGACGUUCCGUAUGACUACAAGCAUCAAGCCUUGUUACCUGAAAAACAUCCCUUGACAGUGACUUUGAUUCGGUAUCUGCACCAAAGCAACCUUCACAUCGGUCAGCGCGGUUUACUAGCCAUCGUUAGACAGCGAUAUUGGCCUCUGCGAGUGAAGAACACCAUCCGGAAGGUGAUACACCAAUGCAUAUCCUGUUACCGUUUGAAGCCAAUUAAAUCUACCCAGCUGAUGGGAGAUCUGCCAGAUUAUAGAGUUCAACCAUCGUUUCCAUUUACCCGCACAGGACUUGACUUUGCCGGUCCAUUUAGGAUUCGUUCGAACCAUAAAUUGCGGAAUGCUCAGACAAUGAAGGGCUAUGUAUGUGUGUUUGUAUGCAUGGCUACACGUGCACUCCAUCUGGAGGCUGUAUCAGAUUUGACAUCAGAGGCAUUCCUCGGUGCACUUCAACGGUUCAUCAGUCGUCGUGGUCUAGUUGAAAAUCUAUAUUCCGAUAAUGCGACCAAUUUUGAGGGCGCUAAUAAUGAACUGCAACGUCUUACGCGAUUGUUCAAUGACGAGCAACACAAACUUGGUCUUGACGCAUUCUGUACGCAGCGAAGCAUAAAGUGGUCCUUUAUUCCGCCACGAAGUCCGCACUUUGGCGGGAUUUGGGAAGCGGGUGUCAAAUCCGUUAAAUUCCACCUGAAGCGAAUCCUGGCUGAACACAAUCUUUCAUACGAGCAGCUUUCCACCGUAUUGGCGCAGAUAGAAGCAAUUUUAAAUUCUCGACCACUAACACCUAUCUCGGACGACCCGAAUGAUGUUCGUGCUAUAACACCUGCUCAUUUCUUAAUUGGUCGGGAAUUCCAAGCGAUUUCGGAACCAUCAUAUAAGAAGAUCCCUCCUGGUCGACUCUCAAAGUGGCAGUUAGUACAAGAUUUGAAGCAAAAGUUCUGGAAUCUUUGGAUGAAUGAUUACCUUCACGAACUUCAGCAGCGUCGGAAGGACUUCAAGGUCACUACGUUUAGGGUUGGCGCGUUGGUACUGAUCGUCGACGACAAUGUACCUCCCCUACAGUGGAUGUUGGCUCGUAUCACUGAGCUGAUCCCUGGAAAGGACGGCCAUGUGCGUGUGGUUGGCCUGUUAUUACCAAAUGGAACAACAACUACUAGAGCGGUGAAGAAAAUAUGCUUACUUCCACUGGAUGCCGAGGAAGAUUGA